GCGCCUUAAAGUAUUAAGUUUGUUUAAAUUAAGGAAAUGUUUAGCCCUUAACGAUAAAUUUUUCACAAAUUCUUAACUUAGGUAAUGAAUAAAUGAAAGUUGUACGUAUUACACGACGGAAAUUCAUGAUCGAAGAGUAUUGAAAUAUAAAUUUUAAAUUAAUAAAAUGACAGAGUUUGGGAAAAAACUAAUAAGUAGUAAAGACGUGCAGAAACGUUGUAACGAAUGGGUAGAAUCGCAAAAAGAUUUCACGUACACGGACGAGACACAAUGUAAAAGAAAGCAAAUAGAUGACGAUGAUAGUUAUAAUACUGAUUCUGAAUUUGAUUCCGUGUCAGAGUGCGGAACGAAGAGAAGAGUUGGUUUCCCGCUGAAACGUGAAGUUUUUCAUUUGUCCUGCGAAUGGUCCGGCUGCAAACACGAAACCAAUCACGUUGAGAGAUUCGUAAAUCACGUGGCUUCACAUGUGUCUGAUUUAAAUACGCGGACCAAUGAGAAAGAAGUCAGUGUUUAUAUAUGCCAGUGGACUGAUUGUUUGUACGAGAGUGACGAACCCGACGAGAUCUCUAGACACGUUAAUUUACAUGCCUAUCACACUAAAUUAAAAUGUAUUGGAUCAAAUAUUCGGUCUAGAAUUAAAUUACCUAAAUGUCAUAGGGACUCCGAAUGGAAAAAUGUUGUGGAUCUUCCAGCACCACUUCUUUGCCGUUGGGAGGAAUGUUUGAAAUACUUUAGGAAUUAUCAAUUAUAUUUAUAUCAUGUAGCUGCUCAUAUUGAGGAAGGUCCAAGGGGUAAUAAAAUUGAAGGAGGUGUAAAAUGUAAAUGGACAGGUUGUGAUAACUCUUACCCUAAUUUGUACAAAUUGAGGAAUCAUAUACGACAUCAUACAAAGGAAAAGAUUGUUGCUUGUCCUGAUUGUGGUGCUACAUUUGCUUCCAAUACAAAAUUUCAUAUACAUUGCAAACGACAGAUUCCAAUUGAUGUUCAAGGAUUCCAAUGCUCCCAUUGCAAUAAAUUUUAUCCAACUGAGGGAAUUUUGAAGGAUCAUAUGCGAAUGCAUGUUUUUAAUUACAAAUGCACUCUUUGUGAUAUGAGUUGUGAAUCACCUGCCAAUUUAGCUAAACAUGUUAGAUAUCGGCAUGUUUCUACUAGAAGCUUUCCUUGUCAACUUUGCAACCAUGCUGCCAAAUCUCAACAGGAUCUAGAUACACACAUGACAGUUCAUACAAAGGGACCUAAUUUUUCAUGUCAUUUUGAAGGAUGCCAAUAUAAAUGCAAAGGCGCAUACACUCUUGAUAGGCAUAUAGAACGAGUUCAUACUAUGCAAGUGAGAUGGUAUUGCUGUCAUGAAUGCCCUGUAAAAUAUAGAAAAAGUUAUAGAUUAACGAAACAUUUAAUUGAAACACAUCAAUUGCAAUUACCCAGUGGUCAUACAAGAUUUCAAUAUAGCCAUGAUGAAGAUGGAUGUUAUAGAUUACAAAUGGUCAGAUAUGAAGCAGUUGAAGAAGAAACAAAUCCUUCUAUCAAUCAGUCAAAGUUGCAAAAUAGAAAAUUCAAAAUAAAAUUAAAUAAAGAUGCCAGUGUGCCUAAAAUUGAAGUUUUUGAAGAUUCAAAUGAGAACGAAGAAGAUGAAGAUAAUGAAGAGCAAGGAAAGUCAGGAGAUGACGAAGGAAAAUCUAUGCCAGUAAUACCAAAUAUUUUGAUAACAAUUGAUGAAACUGAUGCCGAGGGAAAUAUAAUUAGUAGUAGUGUUGUGGAAGCGCAAGAAACUGAAGAAUUACCACCUACUGAAGGAGAUCCGUUAAUUUUAACGACUAACUCUAUGAACUAAGAAGAUAAUUGAAGAUCAAAACAGGCUUCAUCGUCUAUUUCUAAUGAAUCAGGUGUAUUUGUAGCUUCAAUUAAUUCUCCAUCAAAAUACAGUUUAAUUUUUGAUUCUUCAAC
Messenger RNA from Frieseomelitta varia, 1944 nucleotides. It is a transcript of the gene Hinfp, whose product is annotated as histone H4 transcription factor-like. Gene Ontology annotation, cellular component: nucleus. The record is from RefSeq and is a predicted model, not a curated record. The transcript is spliced from 6 exons. The coding region runs from base 167 to 1831 and encodes 554 amino acids. NCBI's taxonomy places the organism in Eukaryota, Metazoa, Arthropoda, Insecta, Hymenoptera, Apidae.